UCCCAUCCGUCGUCAUGACUCACCCCUCCAACUGACCAUUUCAUUCCGGGCCAGGACACGUGAAUUUCAACAGUAUCGCAUGUAGCCGAGAAACAAAAAUAUAGCCAAAUAAUCACCACUUCUCUGUUCAUUACACAACAUGGCUUUCAUAGACUUUCUCUCCAACCCAACCUCCAUAGCUAUCUCUGUUUUCUCUCUCAUCCUUGCCAUCUUCAUCCUGCAAAUCCUCAGCAGUAAAUUACAGAAUCAACAGGGGAAGAAGAAGUACCAUCCAAUUGGUGGCACCAUAUUUAAUCAGCUGAUCAACUUCAAUAGGUUGCACCAUUACAUGACUGAUCUUGCUGGGAAGUACAAGACUUACAGAUUGAUUAGCCCUUUCAGGAAUGAGAUUUAUACUGCCGACCCAGUAAAUGUUGAGUAUAUUCUCAAAACAAACUUCGAAAAUUAUGGCAAGGGAGAGCUUAAUUACAUCAAUUUAAAGGAUCUAUUAGGAGAUGGAAUUUUCACAGUGGAUGGUGACAAGUGGCGUGAACAGAGAAAAGUAUCAAGCCAUGAAUUCUCCACAAGGAUAUUAAGGGACUUUAGCAGCAAAGUGUUCAGGAAAAAAGUAGCGAAACUCGCUGACAUAGUUUCCGAAGCUGCAACUUCCAAUCAAAUAAUGGAUAUUCAGGAUCUGUUUAUGAAAUCAACCUUAGAUUCUAUAUUCAAAGUUGCAUGUGGAGUGGAACUGGACAGCAUGUGUGGUUCAAGUGAAGAAGGCAGCAAAUUUAGCAAUGCUUUUGAUGAUGCAAGUGCAGUGACUCUUUGGCGAUAUGUUGAUAUCCUGUGGAAGAUUAAGAAAGCUCUCAAUAUAGGAUCGGAAGCUGAGUUAAAGAGGAAUAUCAAAGUGGUUGAUGAUUUUGUGUUUAAGCUGAUCCGUAGCAAGACUGAGCAUAUGCACAAGUCACAAGAUGAUUCUUCUUUAAAGAAAGAAGAUAUUUUGUCGAGGUUUUUGCAAUUGAGUGAAGUAGAUCCAAGGUACAUACGAGACAUUAUAUUGAACUUCAUAAUUGCUGGCAAAGACACCACAGCUACGACUCUUUCAUGGUUCAUCUACAUGCUUUGCAAGCAUCCUGCCAUACAAGAAAGGGUGGCACAAGAAAUAGAAGAAGCAACUAACAUGAAAGAAAUUACGAACAUUGGUGAUUUUGCUGACCGUCUGAGUGAGGAAGCUCUAGAAAAGAUGCAGUAUCUUCAUGCAGCUCUGACUGAGACUCUCAGACUCUAUCCUGCAGUUCCAGUGGACGCAAAGAUGUGCUUAUCAGAUGACACUCUUCCUGAUGGUUUUAACGUGAGGAAAGGAGACAUGGUGGCAUACCAACCAUAUGCAAUGGGAAGGAUGAGAUUCAUAUGGGGCGAUGAUGCAGAAAAAUACAGACCAGAGAGAUGGCUUGAUGAGAAUGGUAGCUUCAAGCAAGAGAGCGCCUUCAAAUUUACAGCCUUUCAGGCAGGCCCACGAAUAUGUCUGGGGAAGGAAUUUGCAUAUAGGCAGAUGAAGAUCUUCUCAGCAGUUUUGUUGCAUUUCUUUGUGUUCAAAUUGGGUGAUGAUCAGAAAGUUGUCAACUACAGGACUAUGCUCAAUCUUCGCAUCGAUGGCGAACUCCAUGUUCAUGCCUUCCACAGAGGCGGCCACUAGAACUCAACGGGUGUGUUUGUUUGUUGUGUGUUUGGUUUAAUUAAUACCACCUAGAGGGUGGUAUACUAAUAAGAUAAACUGUGUAUAAAGUGAUCUCUCCUUUUUUUUUUUUUUAUCAAAAAUCAUAAGCAGUUGUAUUAAUUUGGAAUGGAAAGAGGUAAGGCAUCAUAAAG
This is a messenger RNA of Ilex paraguariensis (yerba mate), 1848 nucleotides long. The record is from the annotation of a GenBank genome assembly. NCBI's taxonomy places the organism in Eukaryota, Viridiplantae, Streptophyta, Magnoliopsida, Aquifoliales, Aquifoliaceae.